AGAGUAGGCAAAUCAAACUCGCUGCUGCUAAGAAAAAGCUGAAGGAGUUUCAGCAGAAGAGCUACCCUGCCAGUGGAGGAGGAGAAAAGGGAGGAGCAGGGGCUAAAAAGAAGAGGAAAGGUAAAGGAGGAAGCCAACCUGAUAUGCCCGCAGCAGACAGAGACUCUCCAGACAAUACCUGUGCUGACCUGGAUGCCAGAGGGUCUCCAGUACCACAGCUGCUGGUGGACCUUAAAGGAGAGCCUGAUUGUGGCUUGCCUCUGUCUAACCCUGCUAGUGUUAUAACCACUACUAACCCUGAGUCUGUCAGUAACAACACUGAGCUGCAGAACUACCCUGACACCAAUGGAAAUGACAAUUUGAUGGAGGAAAAUAGACCACUGUCUUCCACAGAGAGCCUGCGGCAGCUUUCCCAGCAGCUGAACGGCCUGGUCUCUGAGUCAUCUAAUGCUUAUGUCAAUGGGGAUGGUGUACCUUCUCCAGCUAAUGAAAAAGAACUGGAGAGUCGUAAUCAGGAGCUGGCUGCUGCCCUGGACUCCAGCAAUUUAACAAACUCUCAGCUAAAUACCAGGCUCGACCGGCUGACACAGCAAUCUCAGGAGCUCACAGUCCAGCUACAAAAGGAGCGAAAAGAAUUUGAGCAAAAAUUUGCAAAAGAGCAAGGAGCCAUGCGAGAACAACUACAGGUCCACAUUCAGACCAUUGGGAUCCUGGUAUCGGAGAAAUCAGAGCUGCAGACAGCAUUGCAAUACACACAACAAGCUGCACGGCAGAAAACAGGAGAAGCAGAGGAGCUGAGUAACCGUCUGCAGACCACCAAGCAAAGAGUAUCAGAGCUGGAGAGAACUCUCUCCUCCGUCUCCACGCAGCAGAAACAUGUAGAAAAGAAUAAUAAAGAACUUGAAAAGGAGAGAGACAACCUAAGGCUAGAGGUCUACAGACUGAACAAUGUGAGUGAAGAGUGUAAGCAGCAGGGCUCAGAGCUAUCAGAGCGGCUAAAGCUUAGUGUGCAGGAGAAAGGAGCCAUGCAACUAGAGUUAGAAGAGCUCCACAAGAGGCUGGAGAUGGCUGACCUCAUGAUACAACAGUUCUCCAGUCAAUCAGGACCUCCAACUGCCAACCAGCAGGUCCAGUUACUACUGGAAGAGAAGCAACAGCUGGAGGCACACAAUCAUCAGCUGGUGGAGUCAGUAGCUCAGCUGCAGACUGAGAGGGACCGCUAUGCUGAUCAGAUCCAGGAGGAGGGACGCAUAUGGAAGGACAAGACAGAACAGCUGCUGACACAGGUGACAUUGGUGGCAGAGGAAAGAGACAGGAAUAUCAACCAGGUCCAAGAACUAGAGACCCAAAUUGCAGAACUGAAAAACACUGCAGCAAUACUGUCACAACAGAGAGAGACCCAGGGCCAUGAGGAGUCCCAGACCUUAGAGUCAUCAGAGACUGAGGUGGCCCUGCAAGAGGCCAUCAACCACCUGCAGCAAGAGAAAGAUGCUCUGAGUGCACAGUACCAGGCACAAUUGCGUGACAAUGAGCAGCUGAGCCGGCUAUGUGCAGAGCAAGAGACCCGUCUUGGGGAUCUGGAGCGGCAGAUAGAGAGCCAGGCCCAGGAGGAAGAAGACCGCCGACGCAUGUUGGAGGAUGUCCAGUCAGAUAAAGCCACUAUCAGUCGCGCCCUCACUCAAAACCGGACACUCAAGGACCAACUAGCAGAACUGCAGAACGGCUUUGUCAAACUAACUAAUGAGAACAUGGAGCUGACCAUUGCCAUCCAGUCAGAGCAGUAUGUCAAGAAGGAGCUGGCACGCAAGAUGGGACAACUCCAAGAGGACUUGCACAAUGUCAAGGAGCAGCUGGAUCUAAAGAGUCAGGAGACUCAAGGUCUGAUGGAGCAGAGGGACCAGGUGGUGGCACAUCUGCAGCAGUACUGUGCUGGCUACCAAUCUCUUAUGUCAGAGCGAGAGCAGCUUCAUCACCAGUAUCUACAGCAGAGCCAGCUCAUGGACCGCUUGCAGCAUGAUGAGAGCCAAGGUCGCGUAGAACUGGAGAUGAGUCACCAACAAUUAAAACAAGCACAGGAGCGUUUAGAUCAGUUGGUCACUGACAACCAACAGCUGAAGGUCGAGGUUCAGGAGCUGCUGAACAAUUCUGCCCUUGUAACACCGCCCAGAGACCAAGGAGAUGGGGUGGAGAGCCAGUCCCUGCAGGAGAGUCCGAAUAAGUCAUCAUCUGUAGUUAUUCCUGAAGACUUUGAGAGCCAGAAAGAGAUGAAGGAAUUUAUCCAAGGGGCCUUAUCCCAGGUUGAGGCAGAAAGGAAAGAUGAAGCCUGGAGACAACUUGAAGAGGAGCAUAGGCUCCAAACGUCAGCACGUCGCCAGGUCAAUGUGGCACUCAGCCUAGAGCACCAGCACCACAGCCAUAGUCAGGAACCCUGUGACCAUAACCACAGUCACAACCAUGACCAGCAUAAUCACUGUGAACAUGGUCAAGAACAUACAGGAGGCGGGGUUCCAGUGGAGGUCCAUGAAGCCCUACAUGCUGCUAUGGAGAAGCUCCAGCAGCGCUUCACCUCCCUCAUGCAGGAGAAGGCUGAUCUAAAGGAGAGGGUAGAGGAGCUGGAGCACCGCUGUAUCCAGCUGUCAGGAGAGACUGACACUAUAGGAGAGUACAUAGCUCUGUACCAGAACCAGCGGGCGAUUAUGAAGCAAAAACAUCAGGAGAAGGAGCAGUACAUCAGCAUGCUGGCCCAGGACAAGGAGGAAAUGAAGGCUAAGCUGGCAGAGCUGCAAGACCUUGUGAUGAGGCUGGUGGCUGAAAGAAAUGAUUGGUAUAACCGCUACACUGGAGUUACAGUUAAUGCUGGCAUACCGAACCCUGAUCUGCUGCUAUGUGGAGAGGAUCACACUCACACAGAGCAACCAGCAAACACAUGCACGGAACUUAAUGCUGUUAGUGGAGUAGAAUCCAUGGAGGUCAUUCCUCUCUCAGAGCCCACCCCAGGCGUGGACACCACCUUGCACCAGACCUUAAAAACAAGGUCAGCCCCCACUGACCCUGAGGCCCUUGGUCCCAAGGAGGAUGGCACUGCAAGACAAAUCAUGCAACUGCUUCAGGAGAUCCAGAACCCCCUGGGAGCACCACGUUCACCCCCCUUCCUUGGAGAGAAUCCAUGUAUUCCCUUCUUCUAUCGACCUGACGAACAGGACGAGGUUAAGAUCUUGGUGGUCUGAGACAUGAGUAGUUUAGGGAGGUGGGUUGUGUGUGUGUGCAUGUGUGUGGUCAUCUUGGAUCAUCCAUUUACCUCUUAGUUCAACGUAUUUGUAUUAGGUCAUGGAUUAUAAUUUAAUAUACUAUUCCAUAGCUCCAAUACUGGACAACGAAGAUUUUGCUUCCUGAACACUUUUGGGUGUAUUUUAUGGAUUUUGGGCUGCUGAUCACGAAAACCAACCUAAAAUUUUCCUAUCACAUACCAACACGGGGAUCACCGGUUCAAAUCCUUGUGUUACCUCUGGCUUGGUCGGGUGUCCCUACAGACACAUUUGGCCGUCUCUGUGGGUAGGAAGCCAGAUGUGGGUAUGUGUUCUGGUCGCUGCACUAGCACCUGCUCUGGUUGGUCGGGGCACCUGUUCGGGGGGGGGGGCUGGGGGGAAUAGCAUGAUCCUCCCACACGCUAUGUCCCCCUGGUGAAACGCCUCACUGUCAGGUAAAAAGAAGCGGCUGGCGACUCCACAUGUAUUGGAGGAGGCGUGUGGUAGCCUGCGACCCUCCCCGGAUCAGCAGACAGGGCGGAGCAGCAACCGGGAUGGCUCAGAAGAGUGGGGUAAUUGGCCAAGUAAAAUUGAUGAGAAAAAUGGGGGGGGGGGGAUUUUCUAUCACAUACCAUUUUGUAUGUGAUACCAUCAUAUUGUACCAUCAUAUUUUAAGUCUACUAUAUUGCCCACAAAGCAAGCUGUUUUGGUCAGUCCAAGCAUGCCUGGGCAGUGUAGGUGCUAUGCAGAUGUUGUCUUAGGCAUGUCUGGGUAUGCUUAGUCAGGUUAGAUGCUGGCAGACGGACUAUAAAAGCUGCUCACAUUUACAGAAGAUUUAAUACAGCAGAAAUAUCUCAUCAGUGUUUCAACAGCUGCAAUACAUCUGUGGUGAGUUUACACUUAAGGCUCAAAGACGCACCAUGACUGCGCUUAUUAAGAAAGCCUAUGAGCUCUACUUCAGAUGUGAAAUUUGUGACCAAGAGAAACCCUGGGCUCCUGACAUUUGUUGUGCAACAUGUGCAGUCAACCUGAGAGCUUGGCCCAUAGGAACUCGGAAGUCAAUGCCAUUUGCUGUCCCAAUGAUGUGGCGAGAACGUGACCACGUGACGGACUGUUACUUCUGUCUGACCAAUGUAUCUGGCUUGUCUACUACAAAUAAGAAAUCUAUUGAACACCCCAAUCUGCCUUCAGCCAUGAUUCCAGUGCCACUUGAUGACAGUUUGCCAGUACCGAAGCCACCAGAGACACAGAGCCUAGAUGAGGCAGAUGAGGAUGUCACAAUGCAUGAACCAGAUGUGAAAAACGACACUGAUACAGAUGUUGAACUCUUCAUGCUCGGUUAUCCUUAUCUGAUAACAGCCAGAAUUAAAUGACCUGGUCAGGAACUUAAAUUUGUCAAAAGCUAAAGCAGAGCUAUUUGGUUCAAGAUUGCAAGGAUAGGGUUUGCUGUCUCCGGGUACAAAUAUUUCUAUCUUUCGGAACCAACAAGAACAUUUGACAAACUUUUUUACGUAGGUUGACAACCUCUGUUUCUGCACUGACAUUGACGUAUUGUUCAUGGCUUUGGGUUGUGUGCAUGACCCACAACAAUGGCAUCUUUUAAUAGAUUUGUCAAAACUGUCCUGUUAUACAGUGACAGUGUCCACCCUUCAGUACCCAUUGGCUAUGCAGUACACAUGAAAGAAACCUACAAUAACAUAGAACUGUCAUUGAAACACAUACAGUACAACAAUUACGACUGGAACAUUUGUGGUGAUCUAAAAGUAUUGGCACUGCUACUAGGAAUGCAGCUCGGAUAUACAAAGUACUGUUGUUUCCUUUUGAAUGGGAUAGCCGUGCUAGAGUCACGUUACAUAAAAAAGAACUGGCCGCUCUGUAAGCACUUCGUUCCAGGACAGAAAAGUGUGGCGCAUAAAGCACUUGUUGACCUAACAAAGAUAUUUCUGCCUCCUCUUCAUAUAAAACUUGGAUUUAUGAAACAUUUUGUGAAAGCAAUGAACAAAGAAGGUGAUGGAUUUCGCUAUUUGAGACAGAUGUUGCCAAGAAUAACUGAUGGCAAGAUUAAGGAAGGCAUUUUGGUUGGCUACAAGUCAGACAGGUCAUCAGUGACAGGAAGAAGAUCUGCUGGUGGGGCCAGAGAAAAUAACAUGGAAGGCAUUUAAGGAUGUUGUUGAGAAUUUUCUUGGCAACUACAGAAUACCAAACUACAUUGAGCUGCUGACAACAUGCUUAAAGCAUACAAAACCAUGAAGUGCAACAUGUCAUUGAAAACUCAUUUUCUGCAUUCACACUUGGACUUCUUCCCUGCUCAUCUUGGUGCAGUCGGUUGCACCAGGACAUUGUGACCAUGGAAAAGAGGCAUCAGGGCAAUUGGAAUCCAUCAGUGCUGCCCAACUGUUGUUGGACCACUGACACAAGAGGCACCAGAUGCUGAGUACAAACGAAAAUGAGCUGCAAAACAUUUUAAGCUCAGUUGAAAUAACACAAUGGGUCAGCAUCAUUAUGCAGUUAAACAUGUUAGAUUCAAUAAAAGUUAUAUAAAUGUUUCUUCAAAUUCCUACGUGAUACAGCAAAUCAGAAUUAUUUUCGUGUUCAGCUUGACAUUGCCCAUCAUAAUCCCUAAUAUUUUUCAGGAAGCAAAACUUUUGAAAAAUGUGUUAUCCAAACUGAUCACAAAUUAGUUUAUGUUGUUGACCAGUGUCAUUAGCAUGGUCUUUCUUCCAUUCUGUACGUGUGUGUGUGUGUGAGAGAGAGAGAGAGAGAGAGAGAGAGAGAGAGA
Molecule: messenger RNA, 6024 nt
Organism: Lampris incognitus (smalleye Pacific opah)
Lineage: Eukaryota; Metazoa; Chordata; Actinopteri; Lampriformes; Lampridae
Gene: golga2
Product: golgin A2
Exons: 27
Coding region: 144-3227 (1027 amino acids)
Biological process (GO): Golgi organization
Cellular component (GO): Golgi cis cisterna; cis-Golgi network; Golgi cisterna membrane
Molecular function (GO): protein binding
Source: RefSeq, a predicted model, not a curated record